Molecule: messenger RNA, 690 nt
Organism: Bufo gargarizans (Asiatic toad)
Lineage: Eukaryota; Metazoa; Chordata; Amphibia; Anura; Bufonidae
Product: transcription factor HES-5-like
Exons: 3
Coding region: 23-502 (159 amino acids)
Biological process (GO): regulation of neurogenesis; regulation of transcription by RNA polymerase II; anterior/posterior pattern specification
Cellular component (GO): nucleus
Molecular function (GO): DNA-binding transcription factor activity, RNA polymerase II-specific; protein dimerization activity; RNA polymerase II cis-regulatory region sequence-specific DNA binding
Source: RefSeq, a predicted model, not a curated record
GGACACUGCCGCACACUGACCGAUGGCUCCUUACAGCGUCAGCCUCAUCCAGAGCCCGGCUAAUGAUCCCCUCACCCAGCAGCCCAGAAAACUGAGGAAACCGGUGAUCGAGAAGAUGAGGAGAGACCGGAUUAACAGCAGCAUUGAGCAGCUGCACAUCUUACUGGAGAAGGAGUUCCAGAGACAUCAGCUCCCCUCCAAACCUGAGAAAGCCGAUAUCCUGGAGAUGACGGUCACCUUCCUGCAGCGCCACAUGGCGGAGAGAAAUGUCACAGCCUCCAGCCAGGCCCAGAGAGAAGGCUUCUCCACCUGCGUCCAGGACUCCAUCACCUUCCUGUCCCAGCACAAACAGACCGAGCUCCAGAUCCAGCUGCUGCAGAACCUCCCUGGGGCUCACACUAUGACAUGCGGGGCUGUAUCUCCUCCUGUAUCCCCCGUCUACCAGACCCCCAGCAAACACAGCCCCCUGGACAGCAGCAAAGCCUUGUGGAGACCCUGGUAGUGACUGGAUCCUCUGGUGUGGACUGAUCUCAGAGCUAUGUACCCCCGUAUACCUGAGAGCUGGAGAUGGGAUGGAUUCUGCCUCUCACUAAUGUCUCAUCAUGAGAUGGAGAAGAAGUUCAUUCUGGACAUGGUGUAAUUACUACGUGAUUUACUAGUCCUUCAUAUUAUCUGCCGUCUGCUGCAGCU